Molecule: messenger RNA, 915 nt
Organism: Lonchura striata (white-rumped munia)
Lineage: Eukaryota; Metazoa; Chordata; Aves; Passeriformes; Estrildidae
Source: RefSeq, a predicted model, not a curated record
ACCUCAGCCCCGCCCCGCCCGGCGCAUGGCGGCUAUGGCGGGCCCCGCGCGGCCGCUGCAGCUGACGCUGGCGCUGCUCAAGCCGGACGCGGUGGCCCAUCCGCUCGUGCGCGAGGCCGUGCACGCCGCCAUCCUCCGUCACCGGUUCCUCAUCGUGCGCGCCAAGGAGCUGCGGUGCGGCGCGGAGCAGAGCCGCCGCUUCUACCGGGAGCACGCAGGGCGUUUCUUCUACCGGCGGCUGGUGGAGUUCAUGGCCAGUGGUCCCAUGUGGGCUUACAUCCUGGCCCAUGAGAAUGCUGUCCCUCUCUGGAGAUCCGUGAUGGGGCCCACCAAAGUGUUCCGAGCCCGACACAGCCACCCAGACUCCAUCCGAGGUGCCUACGGCCUUACAGACACCAGGAACACCACCCAUGGCUCAGACUCACCUGCCUCAGCCAGCAGAGAAAUUGCCUUUUUCUUCCCCGAGUUCGACAAGCGGCGCUGGUACGAGCAGGAUGAGCCCCAGCUGCGGCGCGGGCAGCUGAUCUACAGCGCCGAGGAGUGCGUGCACCGCGUGCUGCGGGCACAGCAGGCACAGUCCCAGAUGCUUGGGCUGGGGAAGGUGUGCUGUGCUGUGCUUGGGGCAGGAAAGCUGAGCCGGGAUUCGCCAGAGCCCUGGUACAUCACAGAGCCAAGGCAGGGGUUCCAGGUACAGACCCCGGGAUCUGCAGGGCAUCACUGCUGUCCCUGUCCUCAGCAGUGUCCAGAGUGGAUCUGCUCAGGAUCCUGUGUGUCUUCACACGGGUCUGAGAGCUGCUGUCCCCAGUGCUGUUGAUACUUUAUUGAUAUUUUGUCAGAUGUUUUAUUGAUUCCUGGGUUUUGCUCAGAUCUGUGUGAGUUUCUUUUAGCUAUUAAACUUUACUAUUUUUCACCUUU